This is a messenger RNA of Penicillium salamii, 879 nucleotides long. The record is from the annotation of a GenBank genome assembly. Lineage: Eukaryota; Fungi; Ascomycota; Eurotiomycetes; Eurotiales; Aspergillaceae.
AUGCGCACUCAAAUCCAAUCAGCACAACUUCUCAAACUUUGCACCAAACCCUCUAGACCGACAAACCCACGACAAUUCACAAGACAAUUCACAACCACCGAAAUGUCAUCCAAAGACUGGAGCGCAUCUCAAUACCUCAAGUUCGAAAAUGAACGCACCCAACCAGCCCGCGAUCUCCUCGCGCGUGUACCCCUAUCCUCACCAAACCGCAUAAUCGACCUAGGCUGCGGUCCCGCCAACUCCACCACCGUCCUAACAGCCCGCUACCCCAAUGCCAAAGUAACAGGCCUAGACUCAUCCCCAGACAUGAUCAACAAGGCCAAAACCAUUUUACCAGAAGUCGACUUCCACGUCGCUGAUUUGAACACCUGGCAAACAGAAGAAAAAGUAGACUUAUUCUUCUCAAAUGCCGUCUUCCAAUGGCUGAAAGGACCAGACCGCAUUGCUGUCAUCAAACGACUCCUCGAAUCCCAGGAAAAGGGCACUGUUUUCGCUUUCCAGGUUCCGAAUAAUCUGAGUGAGCCCUCCCAUGUGCUUAUGGGUGAAGCUGCUGCGGCGGGCCCGUGGAAGGAGAAGCUGGCUGGUGUUCAGAGGGAUGGGUUCCAGUCGCCUCAGGAAUUGUAUGAUGCUGUUAAGCCUUUUGCUUCUGUGGUUGAUAUUUUUGAGACGAGUUAUUAUCACUCGCUUGAAAGUCAUGAGGCUGUUAUUGAGUGGGUUAAGGGAACUGGGUUGAGGCCGUUUGUGGAUCCGCUGGAUGAGGAGGAGAAGAAGGGUUUCUUGAGAGAGUAUCUGAAGAGAUUGAAGGGGGUUUAUCCUGUUUCUGUUGAUGGGAGGGUUUUGUUGAAGUACCCGCGGCUGUUUAUGGUUGCUGUGAAAUGA